Molecule: messenger RNA, 939 nt
Organism: Lodderomyces jiufengensis
Lineage: Eukaryota; Fungi; Ascomycota; Pichiomycetes; Serinales; Debaryomycetaceae
Exons: 1
Coding region: 1-939 (312 amino acids)
Biological process (GO): protein insertion into ER membrane
Cellular component (GO): cytosol; TRC complex
Molecular function (GO): protein binding
Source: RefSeq, a predicted model, not a curated record
AUGUCAGACAAACUAAAUAAAACGAUUCAAAGGUUUCAAUCUAAAAUAGAUUCAGGUUCCUUUUAUGAAGCACAUCAAACUUUAAGAACAAUCACAAAUAGAUAUGUGAAAUCCAAACAAUAUAAAGAAGCAAGAGAUUUAUUAUACCAAGGUUCAUCAAUUUUAAUUAAAAAUAAAGAAUUUGCAUCAGCAUCAGAUUUAAUCAAUUAUUUAAUACAAAUUUACGAAGAAGAAAAAAUUUCUGUGACUGAUAAAGAUUCAAAAUUCAAAUUAAUUGAAUUAAUUUCAAAUUUACCAAAUAAUGAUCCACUGCUUAAUGAUUUAGCUAAAACUAGUAUAAAUUGGUCUAUCAAAUCAUCUGAAUGUUCUAAAUUUGGUGAUAAUGAUUUACAUCAUUUAUUUGGUACAAAGAUGUUACGUUCUUUACAAGAUGAAACUGAUUCAGAAAAAAAAUUAAAUAAGUUUGCAAUUGCUGAAUUACAUUUAGUAUUGGGUACUUUUGAAUCGAUUCCAGUUUAUGUCAAUUUUUUGGUCGAUGCAGCAAAAGCAAAUCCAUCAAUUGAUUCUGGUAUAUUUUUAUCAAGAGCUAUUAUUAACUAUUCAUACUUAAAGAAUAUUAAAUUUGUAAAGGAAGCCCAAUUUGUAUUUUUAAAAAACAUAAUAUUUGAAUCAGAAUCAAUAAAAGAUGAAAUAAUGUAUAGUCAAGAUCAACCAAUACUAAAUUUUUUACAAUUAUUAACUUUAAUAUUACAAAAAGAAUCAGCUACAAAUAGUCAAAAAUUCCUAAAAUUAUAUGAUCAUUAUAAAAAUUUAUUAAAAAAGAAUGAAAUAUCAUCAUCAAUUGAAUAUUUAGGUAACUUAUAUUUUAAUUUAAAUAUUAGUAGUUCUGGUCAACAAAAUAAUAUGUUAGCAAACUUUAUGUCAGGUUUACUUAAAUAG